This is a messenger RNA of Frieseomelitta varia, 1579 nucleotides long. RefSeq names its product rRNA methyltransferase 3, mitochondrial. Gene Ontology annotation, biological process: RNA processing. The record is from RefSeq and is a predicted model, not a curated record. Lineage: Eukaryota; Metazoa; Arthropoda; Insecta; Hymenoptera; Apidae. The coding region runs from base 256 to 1512 and encodes 418 amino acids. Gene Ontology annotation, molecular function: RNA binding; RNA methyltransferase activity. The transcript is spliced from 4 exons.
UCUAGCCUAAACUUUCAGUGACUCUGAUGUUGAUGUUUUCUAACCUCUACGUUAGUAUUGUUUUCAAGCUCCCUAAAUAUAGAAAAUGUAUUCUUGAAUUGAUUUAUGACACAACAUUUUAAAGAAAUAUUUUCAUUAAAAUAUAUAAAUAAAAUGUUCAACGUUUCGCGGUAUCUUCAGUAAAGAAUCAUGUCGCUUUUCAAGUAAAGGUUGUAAGUAAUAAAAACAAAUACUUCCUAUUGAAACAACGUGGGGAUGACGAUGAUAUUUCUAAAUAUCGUACGUAACGCUGUUCAACCGACUCGACACGCAAGAGCAUUGAACGCGGUUGAUUCGUGCGUGACACGAACGUAUGCAAGGUGGGUCAGUCGGAAACCGAUUGCAAUUGUUAACGAAGAUGAGUUGUUCGAUUGCGAAGAUACUACUCGACCGCCAGUUCGUCGAGAGAGAAGAACUUCCGCGAGGAAAUCGAAGAAGAAAAAACCUCAAGAAGGGAAAACCGAAGAAACCGAGAACGCCAGGAAAAAGAAUUUGUUUAUGAAACUUAAAGAAAAUGAUAAAAUUGUAUCAUCCUUGAUGACUAAUUUAAAGUCGCGAAAGAGGAGAGAAAAGAACGACGAGAUUAUCCUGGAAGGGCAAAGACUGAUCAAAGAUGCUUUAAAAUCUGGCGCAAUACCAAAUGCCAUGAUCUUCAAUGAUUUAUCUGAUCUAGCUGCAUUAAAACUUCCAGAAGAAGUUAAAUUGUACAAAGUUCCUUAUAACACGAUACAGUUGUGGUCUACUUUAACCACUUCUCCUGGUUUGUUAGGAAUUUUCAAAACUCCGGAUGUGCAAAAGAAUAAACCAAUUGAAAAUGCAUUGCCACUUACUGUUAUCUGUGAGAAUAUAAGGGAACCAGGGAAUUUAGGAUCUAUUAUGAGAUCUGUUGCAGCAGUAGGCUGUGAAAAAUUGAUUCUAAUGAAAGGAUGCGUAGAUUUAUGGGAUCCGAAAGUUCUCAGAAGUGCAGCUGGCACUCAUUUCCAACUGCCUAUUUAUGCGUUUCCAACGUGGGACGAGAUUCCAUCGCUAAUUAGCGAAGAGAGUCAUAUUUUCAUAGCGGAUAGCAAUUUUGGCGAUGAAUUUUUACCCAGGUAUUCACCUGAAAUACUCGAGUCGAGUUUACAAAUAUUUGACAUCGAUCCAGAAGAUUUGAAAACGAAAUUUACUCUGGACAGUAACCAAUCAGAGGAAACAAUACCAAGAAAUAAAUACCUGAUGAAACAGUUCAUGUUGAAACUACCUAUUAUUCCAUAUUACUCUAUAGAUUACACAAGAAGAGAAUCAGUAAUUAUCUUAAGCGGAGAAACUGAAGGUUUGAAUUUCAAUUCUUCUAAAUUCUUAAAAGAAAGAAAGAGUAUCCGUAUUAAUAUACCUCUAGCAAAAGGUGUGGAUAGUUUAAACGCAGGGGUAGCACUUGGUAUCGUUGCCUUUGAAAUUAAGAGACAAUUUUUGAAGAAGGGAAGUCUCCUUUGAUAGGAAUUUUCUUAACGAACGUCAAGUAUCUGUACAAAUAAAUCCUCGACUUUCGUUCUUGAAUAAA